CGCUGGUCUAGGAGACGACGUGGCAAAGAUGAGUCUCGCGUUCGAUGAGUUCGGGCGUCCCUUCCUGAUCAUCAAGGAGCAAGGCUCUAAGAGCCGGAUCCGCGGUAUUGAUGCGCAGAAGGCCAACAUCCAGGCGGCGAAGGCUGUGGCGCGCACGCUUCGCUCCUCCCUCGGCCCCAAGGGUAUGGACAAGAUCCUCCAGAGCGGCGACGGCGACAUCACCAUCACCAACGACGGCGCCACCAUCCUGCAGGAGAUGGAGGUGGAGCACCAGAUCGGCAAGCUGCUCGUGGAGCUCUCGCGAUCGCAGGAUUACGAGAUCGGCGACGGGACCACCGGCGUGGUGGUGCUCGCGGGUUCCCUCCUUGAGCAGGCCGAGGUGCUCCUGGACCGCGGCAUCCACCCGCUGCGAAUCGCGGAGGGCUUCGAGAUGGCGAGCAAGGUGGCCGUCGCCGAGCUCGAGCGCGUCUCGGAGACGUUUGAGUUUUCCGCAACCGACGCGGAGCCGCUCAUCCGCACGUGCAUGACCACGCUGUCGUCCAAGAUUGUCAACCGAUGCAAGCGCGAGAUGGCGGAGAUCUGCGUCAAGGCCGUGAUGGCCGUGGCGGACUUCGAGCGACGGGACGUGAACCUCGACCUCAUCAAGGUUGAGGGGAAGGUUGGCGGCAAGCUCGAAGACACCGUGCUGGUCAACGGCAUCGUCCUCGACAAGGACAUCUCGCACCCGCAGAUGGCGAAGGUGAUCAAGGAUGCCAAGAUCGCCAUCCUCACCUGCCCGUUCGAGCCACCCAAGCCCAAGACGAAGCACAAGAUCGACAUCGACACCGCGGAGAAGUACGAGGAGCUCCGCCAGCAGGAGGAGAAGUACUUCAAGGAUAUGGUGCAGCAGUGCAAAGACAGCGGCGCCACGCUGAUCAUCUGCCAGUGGGGAUUCGACGACGAGGCGAACCACCUGCUGAUGCACGAGAAGCUCCCCGCCAUUCGCUGGGUCGGCGGCGUGGAGCUCGAGCUCCUCGCCAUCGCCACCGGCGGCCGCAUCGUCCCCAGGUUCCAGGAGCUCACCCCCGAAAAGCUCGGCUCGGCGGGUUCCGUCAAGGAGGUUUCCUUCGGCACCACCAAGGACAGGAUGGUCGUCAUCGAGGACUGCGCCGCGUCCAAGGCCGUCACCGUCUUCGUCCGCGGAGGUAACAAGAUGAUGAUCGAGGAGACCAAGCGCUCCCUCCACGACGCCAUCUGCGUCGCGAGGAACCUCGUGCGAUCCAACAAGAUCGUCUACGGCGGCGGCUCCGCGGAGCUCGCGUGCGGCAUCGCGGUUGAGGAGGCGGCGGACAAGAUCCCCGGCGUGGAGCAGUACGCCAUGCGCGCGUUCGCCGAGGCGCUCGACGCGGUCCCGACGGCGCUGGCGGAGAACAGCGGCCUGCCCCCCAUCGAGACGGUGGCGAUGGUCAAGUCGCAGCAGCUCAAGGAGAAGAACCCGUACCUCGGCGUGGACUGCAAGGAGACGGGAACCAACGACAUGAAGGAGCAAGGCGUGUUCGAGACGCUCAUCGGGAAGCAGCAGCAGAUGCUGCUCGCCACGCAGGUGGUGAAACUCAUCCUGAAGAUCGACGACGUCAUCACCUCGGGUAAGUACGAUUAAGCACGUGCACGGCGCGGGGGAUUGGGUGACGAGGGGCGUCGGGGCGCCGCAGCAAAAUAGAAUUCUUUGUCCGUUGAAAGGAACCUGGUUUC
This is a messenger RNA of Micromonas commoda, 1731 nucleotides long. RefSeq lists its product with no specific name. Gene Ontology annotation, biological process: protein folding. Gene Ontology annotation, molecular function: ATP binding; ATP-dependent protein folding chaperone; ATP hydrolysis activity. Bases 29 to 1639 code for a protein of 536 amino acids. The record is from RefSeq and is a predicted model, not a curated record. NCBI's taxonomy places the organism in Eukaryota, Viridiplantae, Chlorophyta, Mamiellophyceae, Mamiellales, Mamiellaceae. Gene Ontology annotation, cellular component: chaperonin-containing T-complex. The transcript is spliced from 3 exons.